This is a messenger RNA of Centruroides sculpturatus (bark scorpion), 585 nucleotides long. RefSeq names its product histone-lysine N-methyltransferase SETMAR-like. The record is from RefSeq and is a predicted model, not a curated record. The coding region runs from base 1 to 585 and encodes 194 amino acids. The transcript has a single exon. Gene Ontology annotation, molecular function: nucleic acid binding. Lineage: Eukaryota; Metazoa; Arthropoda; Arachnida; Scorpiones; Buthidae.
AUGGAAGAACAAGACGUGCAUUUCAGACAUAUUUUAUUGUAUUAUUUCCGAAAAGGCAAGAAUGCAUCACAAGCACACAAGAAGUUAUGUGCCGUAUAUGGGAAUGAACCCUUGAAAGAAAGGCAGUGUCAAAAUUGGUUUGCCAAAUUUCGUUCUGGUGAUUUUUCACUGAAAAAUGCUCAACGAUCUGGCCAUCCAGUUGAAGUUGAUGAGACCCAUAUCAAGGCCAUUAUCAAUUCAGAUCGUCAUAGCACAAUGCGUGAGAUUGCACAGAAGCUCAAUGUAUCGCAUACAUGCAUUAAAAAAAAAUUAAAACAGCUUGGCUAUGUCAAGAAACUGGAUUUAUGGGUCUCUCAUCAGCUUAAGGAAAUUCAUUUGAUGCCACGCAUUAGCAUCUGUGAUUUGCUUCUGAAACGCAACAAAAUUCAUCCAUUUCUGAAACAACUGAUUACUGGCGACGAAAAGUGGAUAGUUUAUAACAACGUUAAUCGGAAAAGAUCGUGGGUGAUGCAAGAUGAACCAGCCCAGACGACACCAAAAACUGAGAUUCGCCAAAAAGGGAUUAUGCUUAAGGUGGGAUUAUAA